Amphimedon queenslandica is the source of this 745-nucleotide messenger RNA. RefSeq lists its product as uncharacterized. NCBI's taxonomy places the organism in Eukaryota, Metazoa, Porifera, Demospongiae, Haplosclerida, Niphatidae. The record is from RefSeq and is a predicted model, not a curated record. The transcript has 2 exons. The annotation marks the transcript as partial.
AUGGCUGCAUCUGCUAAAAGUUCUGAAGAAAGAAAGAAGUGUCCUUUCUGCCAUCUGUCUUACCAGUUUUCGUCUUCACUUUCAAAGCAUGUUAAGGAGAAACAUAGCAAUGAGAAAAGCGUCAAAGAUUCUCACGUUUUCUGCAAUUUAUGCGGCUCAAUGGUUUUAAGUGUGGCAAAGCUAAUUGAGCAUCUUAAUCAAAGCCACAACAAGGAAAUCAAAAUAACAAACCAUGAAUUUCGUUCUAUUGAUAAGUUUUAUGAGUGGAAGAAAGGGGAAGAAAGUCAUUCAAAGUCUUUUUAUGUCAAGAACAGUGCCAGUCGCAUGCAAGGUCUUAACAGGAAAUCCUAUUAUUAUUGUAACAGGUCUGGUGUGGUGCGUCAGUCGAAAGAGAAACGUCAGAGAGCUCCCAAGGUUCAAGGUUCCUCUAAAACAAAUGAAUACUGUACUGCACACAUGACAGUGAUUGAGGAUACUAUUACGAAGAUGGUUAAAGUCACUUAUUGCAGUCAUCAUAGUAAUCACAAACCAGAGGUAUGUCAUUUGAGAGUACCUGAUGAAGUAAAGAAUGCUGUUGCAGCUAAGCUAGCUGAAGGAGUAACAAUUGAAAGAAUAUUGGAUGAUGUUAGAGACAGUGUAACUGGUACUAUUGAAAGGGAGCAUCUUAUGAAUCGUCAGGAUGUUCACAACAUUGAAUACAAACUUAAUCUUCAAAGUAUCGAGAAACAUCAAAAUGAUCAUUCAA